UUGGCGCGCCGCUACCGCCAGCACUAUCCCAACCGGCGCAUCGUCGCCUUCGACAACCUCAGCCGGCGCGGGUCCGAGCUGAACUUGGCCGACUUCAGGGCGCGCAACAUAGAAUUCAUCCACGGCGACGUGCGCUUUCCCCGCGACUUGGAAUCGCUGACAGGCACCUUCGACCUGCUCAUCGACGCGGCGGCCGAGCCUUCAGUCCACGCGGCUACCAACGCGAUCGACACCAACCUCAAGGGCACUCUCAACUGCUUGGAGUGGGCGCGCCGGCGCGCUGGUGCUUUGCUCUUCCUCUCCACCUCGCGGCCUCAACCCAAAGACCCUCAGCCAGCGGGACUGUCGGCCGCGGGCAUCGGCGAGUCGUUUGCCACCUCCGGUCACCGCUCGCUGUAUGGCGCGACCAAAUUGGCUUCCGAACUCUUCGUCCAAGAGUACUGCGCUGCCUAUGGCCUGAAUACCCUGAUCAACCGCUGCGGCGUCAUCGCCGGACCGGGCCAGUGGGGCCGAGCCGAUCAGGGCGUGUACGCCCUGUGGGUCGCCGGCCACUACUUUGGCUUGGGGCUGCGCUACACGGGAUUCGGUGGCCGCGGCAAGCAAGUGCGCGACCUCUUGCACCCGGACGAUCUCUUCGCCCUGUUAGAGGCGCAAGUGGCCUGUCCAGCCGCUUGGACGGGCGACGUGUUCAACGCCGGCGGUGGCCUCGCCAGCUCGACCUCGCUGGUGGAAUACACCCGGCUCUGCCAAGAGGCCACGGGCCGCACCCUCGCCAUCGGCUCGAUCCCUGAGACCCAGCCGACCGACAUCCCCUAUUACGUCACGGACAAUGCCAAGGCGCAGGCGGCCUUUGGCUGGACCCCGCAAAAGACCGCGCGCGACAUCGUCGGCGACAUCCACACUUGGCUGGUGGACAACGGCGAUCUGGUCCGCCCGAUGUUCACUGACCUUACGGUCAGCGAGUGA
This is a messenger RNA of Geodia barretti, 966 nucleotides long. The record is from the annotation of a GenBank genome assembly. Lineage: Eukaryota; Metazoa; Porifera; Demospongiae; Tetractinellida; Geodiidae.